This is a messenger RNA of Chaetomium strumarium, 3149 nucleotides long. RefSeq lists its product as uncharacterized. The transcript has 2 exons. Bases 138 to 3026 code for a protein of 962 amino acids. Lineage: Eukaryota; Fungi; Ascomycota; Sordariomycetes; Sordariales; Chaetomiaceae. The record is from RefSeq and is a predicted model, not a curated record.
GGACUCGUGCGAUUAUACCCCAGCUCUGCCACUCACUUGGUGACAGCAGCAGACGCGGGAGACGUGGCGGCGACGAUCUCGAAUGUUCUCCCGCUGCUGCUGAGAUUGUUGUCAAGCCCCGAGUGCCGCCGCCCAACAUGGCCUUGGGAGUCUCUACGGAGCGAAUGGGGCAUAUUGUUGCCUUGGAGGGCCCUUCGGAGCUCGUAUCGACUCAGUUGCGCCUACUGCCAGCAUCUCGACAAAUCCGCAUCCUCCCAAGCCUUCAGCACUACCUCGAAGACACCUACCCGGAGGCGCCUUUUGAUGCUCGUCAACUCAUUCACCGGUAUCACACAGCUACUCUGGCACGGUACGCCGAGGCUCAGGAGUUCUUGCGACCUUCCACCGUACCAGAUGAAAAGCGGCUUGUAUUCCUGCACGGGGGGACAAUGUCGGCACACGCUGCCUGCUUAUCCACCAUCAUGGAGCGGGAGACGGACGGGAACAUUGAGGAAGCGCAUUCUGCCUUCAUUCAACUGGCAAGAAAUGGAGUUGCCGGUCUAGCAUCAGCGAGGCGCCCAUAUCUCGACGUUGGGUUAUCACCUUCGGAGAGCUUGGGAGAACAGGCCGAUUCAGAACCGGGGUUCCCAAAGGGGAGCCGGGAGAGUCACUGGAUGGGAAGGGGGUACAUGGACGCUGAGUACGGCCCCUUCGAGGACCCCAGCAUCCGGGCCAUGAGAGCAGCGGAUGCGCUCGACAAGGAGACCGAGUUUCUUGAAGAGGAGUUCACGCCAAACGUGGACCUCACCGUCAAGCUGGUCCAUAUCCCGUCACGUCGCUCUAAGAAGCGGCUGAGUUCGCCGGCAUCGGAGUCUGCCGAGGAUCAUCGGGUUUCCAACCCACCCUCUCUUCAGCCACGCAACUCGAACCCCCCGGCGGAACCCGUUUCUCCUGUUUCACCUCGCACAAGCCCAACGGAAGAACCCACUUCAGCCGCUCCUCGCAAGCCGCCAUUAAGGAUCCGCAUUCCGUCGCCACCGAUACCUUGGGCUGGAGAUGUGGCUGUCGGCGCAAACCGGGCCGCUUUGUCCAACGUCUACAUACCACAGCGUUCAGCAACCCAGAGGUCCUGUCGGGGUGAGACAAAGACGGCUGGCCCAAACCUGAUGCCGCCAUUGAAGCCGAGGGGCAAUGCCGGCCCCGAAGAUGACGGAUCCAAGAUCCGCGGCUUGGCAUUGCCGUACCAGCCUCUGCCUGCAGUGCCUGCCGAUCAAAGCGUGGAUGCGGAGUCAAGGGAGCGGAGACAGCCGCAAGCUAGUGAGACCGAGGUUCAGCCUUUCGACGCAAUUUUGCCGCUGCUCGAGGAUGUCGUAGUGGUUUUCGCUCCCGAAACCCGAAAUGAAUUGCACGACUUCAUCUUCAGUCGUCUCAGCGAAAGCUGCACGAAGGCGCGGCAUAACAUUCUCCAAGGUGCAGGGAUAGGCCAAGUACAGAUAAGGGACGGCCAAGGAGUAGGCGAGGUUCAGGCUGUCGACGGGAAUGUCGACGGCAGGGUAGCGGCGUGGAUGCGGAAAGGCUUGGUCCAUGGUUUGCCGACACCGAAUCACUCACCUACGCCACUCGACGAAUCGCGUCUGACCGUGCCUCUGCUGGGCACGAGGCUUUACAGCAUUAAUGUCGGCCAGGAGUGUGCAGUCUCCAUCCAAAACUCGUUGCGGUCGCUCCUCGCAGCUCGCUUACGUCUUCAAGACCGACGCUACUCGGACACCACAGACGAGCUCUCAGCAAGCGGUGAUAUGUGGAGGCGUCUUGAAUGUGACUGGCGGGUAGCAUCCCGUGACGGCGGAAGCAGAGUGGACUUGAUGCUAGCUGUUGGCGCCGAGAGCGGGGUGCGAAAGAGUCGCCUGUUAGAGGUUGUCGGCCAGCUCGAGCAGUUAGGUCGGAAGCUCAACGGCCUCUCGCGAAGCGGGCGGCUGGAUCUACGAUAUCUCAUUGCCAACGCUAUGCAGGCCUUCACGGCUCAACCGUUGACCAAGCAGACCCAUAGCAACCCCUUCGCUGAUCGCGCCCUGCUUGCGGCACUCAUCAUUCCGCAUCUCGAGACGUACUUAGCAACCCACCCGGACGUCCGUUUCCUGCUCGUCGAGUACCCAGCUGAGCACCUUCCAACCAUCCUCGCCCUGCAGGCUCUCAUCGGCACCGAUAUGAUGAAGGUGGUGGGCAUCAUUAACAGCGAUGCCUCAUCUUCUACGCAAACUGUAUCAGCACCGGACGGGACACGCCGCCCAAGCGAGGGCUUCCGUUCUCUCAACCGGUGGGGAUCGCGCCCGUCAGGAGCCUUCGUCGGCUCCUGCUCCUUCUCCAAAGCCAACUUCCUUCUGGCCUCAUCCGCCACCGGCUUCGAAACAGCCGCCUUCGUGGCCGCCAUCCGCGAGAGCCUGAUCUCCAUCUCCGACUUCUACAUUCCGGAGCGCCCGCUGUACAGGCACCUUGCUCCGCAAUCUUCUCCCAGUGACGCCUAUCCGAGUCUCAAUGUCAACACCAAGACAGCGAUCAUCAAACCCAAUGUAUCCGAGAAGGAACCCUCCCGCGUCUCCGUGUCCACCUUGAUUAUCACCCCGCCGUCGUCCCCGACUGAAACGACGCCCCCUGCCCAGGUACAACCACCUGCUCGCGAUCAUCACAUCCUAGCCCCCUCAUCCACGUCAGCAGGCCACAAACCGUUCCACGGGACGAAAGUGGACACAAUGACAACUACCAUUCGAUGGGGGGAGGUGAACUACACCUCUUCAGUCCAUUCAGUAUCUCCCAUAGCCAGUGGCCAGCACAGAAAGAAAGACUCUGAACUCCUUUCGCCGCGCCGUCGUCGCCCGCCGCCGAUGGUGAUGAUACACCCGUCUCCGCCUGAUAGGGAGGACGAUGAUGACGGAGAUGAUGAGGUGCAAGACGAGGAAGAGAGGCGGCUGAUGCCACUCUAUCUAAGGAGGCGGGAGGACGUUAGACGUGGCGGAGGGGCCAAGGCUUUGAAGUGGCUAGGCUUAGUCUGAGUCUGAUGCGUCGCGACUAAAGGGCUUCGUUUGUUUUUUUUUUUUUUUCUUUCUCUCUACGGGGUUUCUCCCGCCUGGUUUUCGGCCAGGAUAAGGGGCUUACGUUGUAGACUACUUGAUCGU